Molecule: messenger RNA, 4181 nt
Organism: Zerene cesonia (dogface butterfly)
Lineage: Eukaryota; Metazoa; Arthropoda; Insecta; Lepidoptera; Pieridae
Product: zinc finger protein rotund-like
Exons: 7
Coding region: 217-1956 (579 amino acids)
Biological process (GO): regulation of transcription by RNA polymerase II
Cellular component (GO): nucleus
Molecular function (GO): DNA-binding transcription factor activity, RNA polymerase II-specific; RNA polymerase II cis-regulatory region sequence-specific DNA binding
Source: RefSeq, a predicted model, not a curated record
AUAAUGAACUCAGUGCAAUAUCAAAUCUGUGCUUUAUAUACCUAGCUACAUAAAUUCAAUUAAUCCAAUCCAGUUAAUUCAGUUAAUCAGCUAACCAGUUGGAUUAAACGGACUAGUUCGACAAAUCAGUUAACAAUGAAAGUGCGGUUACGGACAGGCGUGAUUCAGUCGAACUGAGCCUAUUUAACGAACUAACUGGAUUAUUAAAAUGCAUUUAUGAGUGACUGUUGUGACAACUACGGGAUGUAUACCACGUGGUACAGUCGUGGCGAGGGGGGGAUGCACCACCACCAAAUGGGGCAACUGUACCACGGGCCACCCAUGAUAAAGACUGAAGCUGGUGUGAAUAGUGACUGCAUGAUGGCUGUCGACUACGCACCACCUAUUAAGAAGGCGGGGGCGUCGUCAGCGUUCGUGUGGAGUGGAGGGGGGGUGACGGGCGGUGGGGGGCAGGAGCAGGCCGCGCAGCAGACCUCUGUGCCUUCUAGUACGCAGGGGGGAGGUGCCCAGGGCCUGGUGCACUGGAUGUCUGUGAUGGCUGAACACAUGGGAGGGGGUCACGACCCCUCCCACUACGCGCUGCCUCCGUGGAACAACGGCGGUGUUGAUCACUGUCAACAAAAGGAUGGUUUGGAUUACGCCGCGUGGUCACGCCCACGAGGCGCCAUGACCAUCAAGCAGGGUUAUGAGGCCAAGAUGACAAAUGAUGGCAGCGUCCACCAGAAGACUGAUGACAGGCUGGGUCACCACCAGUCCAUGAGCCAGAUGCUGUAUGGCACUGGGCUGGGGCCGGGGCGAUCUGGGUCGUCAUCCUCAUCGCCAGUGGGGGGCAACACGGGCAGUGGGCUGCUGGUGGUCCCUCAGCCGCUGGGCAAGGGCCCCACGAAGCUACAACCGCUGCACGCACACGCGAGGAAGUAUCACUGCAAGAUGUGCCCACAGGUGUUCGGCUCUAAGGCGGACCUCCAACUGCACACGCAAAUUCAUCUCCGAGAGGCGAAACCCUAUCGUUGUACCCAAUGUCCAAAAGCGUUUGCAAACUCCUCCUACCUCGCGCAGCAUUCUCGCAUACAUCUCGGUAUUAAACCGUACAGAUGCGAGAUCUGCCAGCGCAAAUUCACCCAGCUAUCCCAUCUGCAGCAGCACAUUCGCACCCACACCGGUGACAAACCUUACCGGUGCACUCAGAUCGGUUGCACCAAGGCGUUCUCUCAGCUCUCCAAUUUGCAAAGCCACAGCCGCUGUCACCAGACAGACAAACCGUUCAAAUGCAACUCGUGUUACAAAUGCUUCACGCACGAGAAAGAUCUCCUCGAACACAUUCCGAAACAUAAAGAGUCGAAGCAUUUGAAGACCCAUAUUUGCCAGUACUGCGGGAAGAGUUAUACGCAAGAGACGUAUUUAAGUAAACACAUGAACAAGCAUGCGGAGCGAGCUGACAAGCGGCCACCAAUAUCUGCUUUGGGUCUGAGCGGGCUCAAUAGAUCCCUGGCAGCGGCCGCGCCCACCACGGCUCCCUUCGUCGACCAUCCCUAUUGGCCAAAAGUAAGCCCCGACUCCGCGGCGCACAUGUCUGAUGAAGGCGGCUAUCAUCAACAAAGAGAGAGCGAUGAUCAUCAUGAGCAACAGCUGCAACAACAGCGGGCGCUGUUUGCCCAGCACGAGAGCCAAGAAGACCGCAUUCAGCCACCAGUUUCGUCAGCCGCCAAUUCAGCUUUCACACCGAUCAAUUCCAUGGCACCUCAUUUGAAUGGACUGUCACAUCACAGCGCUUUGCCCACGCGACCCUACUUGUAUGACCCUCUCCACUUCCAGCAGGGCAAGCAACAGCCGAACUCAUUCCCGAAUCAAUUGAUAUCUCUUCACCAGAUCAGAAAUUACGCGCAUCAACCUUCAGCCCUCUUGCCCGCUGAGCACAUUCUUCCUCACUCCCUCUCUCACAAAGACAAGCAGUAAAUCUUGCCGUUUCUUAGUAGGUACGCCUAUUUAAUACUUUCGAUGGUAUUAUUAGACUAUAAAAUAACGAAUAUUAAAAAAGUAUUUAGAAUCUCGCUCUCCAUGACAGUUGUAUUAUGUAUAAAAUACGGAAAAGUUUUGUCGUUAGUGAGGCGAAAUUCACAUUUUUAGACUUAUAUCGAUAUUGUGUAUAAAUACUCCGGAAUACGAGUAGAUAACAAAGUUUCUGAGUACGAAAUGUGAUUUCAAGAAAUCUAACAAGUUGUCGCUUAAUGAUUAGUUCUCGUCAAAGCACAGUUACCCCCAAUUCUAAGGUUGUACUUGGUAUUGUGAUGUAAUUAAGAUAGGUAUCAUUUGUGAGCUAGGAGGAGUUGCGCUGAUGCUUUCAAGAAAACUAAUCUUUAACACGGGGGUGUAGUCAGCAAUAAUGUAACAAGCAAGCAUAAUGAUAGGAACAGAGUACGCAAUAUAAAUGCAUAAUAAAAUUGCUUAACAAGCAUAAUAUUAUUCUCGUCUUAGAUGUCCUGUGAAUUUUAAUCACAUUUUGUCUUGUAGUUAUGACUCAACGUACUGAAUGUUAUACAAAUAUUAUUUUACAUAUUAUAUGUACAAUGGAUAAUUUUAAUGCACAUUUUAAGAGUUUUAAAAAAUUUUCUGCAAGUUCUAUAUUGAGGACUUAAUGUUAAAUAAUGUUAACAAAAUCUCAGAGUUCCUGAUAAGAAAUAGCAACAAUAUCGAUAGAACGAUUUUUAUCUAAUAGAUACCUAACUGGAGCGUUUGUUUCUUUUGCAUUUUCAUGGCCUGGUGUAGGACCAUACGGAUCUCUGUGAACACUUUUGCACUCAGUUCCUACUUAGAUCGAUUAUUAUCUUAUUUAGCUUUAUUUUUCUUCUUUCGCACUUUAAGUAUUUUACCUUGUUUGGAAAAUGUGGUCUUCCUUCAGCUACUUUAAUGAUGAAUUCAAACGAUGUACUCUCAAAGUCAAUGUUAGCAUACAAUGCCGAAUGUUUACGAUGGUUACAUAAAAAUUAUUUAUCAUUAUUAAAUUACAUUGUUUUUGUGAUAUUAAUAUUGUAUUCAAGGUCAACUUGGUCAAGGAUAUUCACUUAAAUAUUUUCUUUUAUUUUAAAGCAAGUUCUAUGAAUAUUUAUGUAGGUUCUAAUGGUUCUGAAGGCUGAAUACAUUUUCUAAUGGCGUUGUAUGAUAUUUUAUAACAACUGACGGGUUGCCAAAAUCUAUGAUUUUCACAUCUUUUGUAAUCAAUCGCAAUUUGUAUAUAUUUUGUAAAUAUGAGGCAAUUUUUUGAAACUUAAAUUUAUUACAUUUUGUUUAAGUCUAAAAUGCUUAUGCUCAAUUAUAUUAGACGAUAUAUUAAGAUGUCUGAUUGCUUUAAAGGAAAUUACUUUGUCGUCAAUUACUUCCAUUUCGGAUUUAUUGACGUCUAGAUUAUUUUCAAUGUGGAUCGUACUUAAUGUUGGUAUUUUUCGUUAUUUUUUUAUGAAUGCCGACGAAGAAUAUUAGACAAUACGUAUUCAAUCUGAUUGUUGUAUCGUGAAAUAAAAUUGUCUAAUGAUCGUGGUCGAAUUAGAAUAAUUUAAAGUAUACGAACAUUGUUGAUUUUUUUUUUAUUUCGAAAUUGUGAAUCAAUUCUAGUAGGUAAAUGAAAAUGUGAUAGGAAAUGAAAGGGUGAGGAAUAUUUUUGAGAAUAAUUUGUCUAAAUUUGUUUGCUAUUGAUCUUUUAGGUUACGAAUUGUUAGGUUGUGGUUAUUUGUGAUUGGGACGCUGUCCCGAUGCUGUCUGUCGGUCACAAAGCUAGCCAAAUGCUAAUUAAGUUCUUGUACAAAUUAAACAUUGUUUUUAUUGUAAACUACGGCAAUAUUAUCUCUUCCGAAUUGUUAUAAAUAAGUGAUUGCACUUCUUAUGUAUAGUAUUCAACGACAUGACAUUAAACCAAGAGUUUUAUCCAAAAUUUUUCGUUUAUAAUUGGUUUAAGGGUUUAAAGAUCGCCAAUAUCUAUCUAUUGUAAGUAGAAAUGUGAUAUUGUAAUUGAUUUUUUUUAGUUAAGUGUAAACUUAUUAUUAUGAUUAAAUUACAUAUUUUUGUAAGUAAUUUCGUUUUACGAUUAUUUCGCUUUGUCUAGCGUUCCCGUUUAAGAUUUUAGAAAGUGGACGAAAUCUUUUGUUACUUAAAAUCAAAUAAAAAUUAAUUACAAUUAUGCCAAGAAA